CUUUCCCUCCAUAUGACCGUAGGGAGAAAACCGAAGGGAGCUCUUUUUUCCGGCAACUUUUUCGCCAUGGGAGCUAUCGCAUUUUCCUAUCUUCUCCUACUCUCCGCCGCCUCCUUCCUCACAACCGACGCCGGUUUCAUCGGAGUUAACUACGGCCGAGUGGCGAACGACCUACCUCCGGCGACAAAGGUAGUCGAACUGCUAAAAUCUCAUGGAAUAACGCAGGUAAAGCUGUACGACGCCGAUCCAGCCGUACUCAAAGCUCUCGCCGGCACCGGCAUACAAGCGGUGGUCACAUUACCCAACGAGCAGCUCGCCGCCGCGGCCUCUCGCCCCUCCUUCGCACUCUACUGGAUUCAACGCAACGUCGCCGCCUUCCACCCUUCCACCACCAUCCGCACCAUCGCCGUCGGCAAUGAAGUAUUUGUCGACCCGCACAACCUCACCUCCUUUCUCGUACCAGCCAUGAGAAACCUCCAGUCCGCUCUCGUUCGCCUCCACCUAGACAACGAUAUCAAACUCUCCUCCCCCAUAGCCCUCACCGCACUCCAAUCCUCCUACCCUUCUUCCGCCGGAUCCUUCCGCCCGGAACUCGCCGAAUCCGUCAUUCGCCCCAUGCUCGAUUUCCUCCGCCAAACCAACUCAUCUUUAAUGGUGAACGCUUACCCUUUCUUCGCCUACGAAGCUAAUUCCGACGUCAUCUCCCUCGACUACGCUCUAUUCCGCCCAAAUUCCGGCGUCGUAGAUUCUGGCAACGGGUUGAAGUACUUGAGUUUGUUUGACGCCCAAAUUGACGCCGUAUUUGCCGCAAUGUCGCUGCUCAAAUACGACGACGUGCCAAUAGUUGUAUCAGAAACAGGAUGGCCGUCGAAGGGCGAUUCCAAGGAGAUUGGAGCCGACGCUGCUAAUGCGGCGGCGUACAACGGAAAUCUCGUUCGUCGAGUUCUUACCGGCAAUGCCGGAACGCCGCUGCGUCCCAAGGCGGACAUGGGCGUUUACCUAUUUGCUCUGUUUAACGAGAACCAGAAACCAGGGCCGACCUCGGAGAGAAACUAUGGGUUGUUUUACCCGAAUGAAGAGAAGGUGUAUGACAUUGAGCUUUCGCUGAAUGAUGGAGGAUUGAGAUGGGAGGAGGAGAGGGGAAAGGGAAGCGGUGGAAGCGGUGGAAGCGGUGGGAGCGGUGGGAAUGGGUUGCCGGCGGAGGGGAAGACGGGGGAGAAAUGGUGUGUUUCCAAUGCAGCGGUGGGGAGGGAGAGGUUACAAGCAGCGCUUGAUUAUGCGUGCGGGGAAGGAGGUGCGGAUUGCCGUUCGAUUCAACCGGGAGCGGAAUGUUAUGAUCCGAACACUGUGGAAGCUCAUUCCAGUUACGCUUUUAACAGUUACUAUCAGAAAAGUGGAAGAGCUACAGAAUCUUGCGACUUCGCCGGAGCGGCCUACGUUGUCUCUCAGCCGCCGAAGGUGGGGAAAUGCUCACUGCCAUCUGGUGCUUAGAGGUCGCCGACGGCCGGUGGAGGUUGGCCGGAGAGGUUGGUGCUGCGCCACUACUCCCUUUAUAUUUCUCCCAAUAUAUAUUAUAUAUAUAUUCCGGGUAUUAAAUAUAAUAACAUUUUUUUUUAUAUUUAUAUAAUUAGGUAAAUAGUUAGUCGUGCGUUGGGAAUGAGACAGUGUCCUUAGUGUUGUCUCAUAGUUCGAUUUAAUAUAAAUUUUGUAGCUUUUUUAUUAGUUAAAUGUAGCCUCGUCUCUUAUGUACAUUUGGUAUGUUAUUUUUAAACUUACUUUCAUGAUCUAGUUUAUGUUGCAAAUUGA
Molecule: messenger RNA, 1806 nt
Organism: Phalaenopsis equestris
Lineage: Eukaryota; Viridiplantae; Streptophyta; Magnoliopsida; Asparagales; Orchidaceae
Product: glucan endo-1,3-beta-glucosidase 11-like
Exons: 3
Coding region: 13-1491 (492 amino acids)
Biological process (GO): carbohydrate metabolic process
Cellular component (GO): plasma membrane
Molecular function (GO): hydrolase activity, hydrolyzing O-glycosyl compounds
Source: RefSeq, a predicted model, not a curated record